Parnassius apollo (apollo) is the source of this 2610-nucleotide messenger RNA. NCBI's taxonomy places the organism in Eukaryota, Metazoa, Arthropoda, Insecta, Lepidoptera, Papilionidae. The record is from the annotation of a GenBank genome assembly.
AUGCAUCGUCUUUUUGCUGAGCUGGAGCCAUCUUUAACCGUCACAGAGCAAAACCUGGCAGACCGAGUUCGGUAUAUCUUGCGCUCAAAUAUAUUUGAUGUCGCCGAACUCGAACGGCUACGACGUGAGGCUGUUCCCUCGUCGGCUGAGAAUGCUACGGCUGAGGAUGCGGCGCCACAAAUGGUAGAGCAACCCGCAAACGUGGAUGCCACCGUGAAUACCCCAGUUGUGGUUGAUUCAAACGAUGAUGGAACAGUCGCCCAGGAACUGGAAUUAGAGCAUAUGAGGAGUACAUUGGAAGAGGCGAUUGUGGAAACGCGCAGUACGCCUCUCGAAAAUCGACCGCGACUUCCCCGCAUAGCCCUAAGCAAGCGGAAUCGGGCUGUCGUGAGGGCUCUGAACCCAAUGCUGGUGACCUAUUUGGAAGCCAGCCGGAAACUUUGCGAGACGGAUUCCAUUCUUUUUGGCGCCGCACUGGCAGUGUGCCGUAUUAUAGGCGCCAAGGUUUCCACGGCUGGACGCGCUACUAGCCAUAGUAGCGCUAUCCCAGCAUUGAGAAGAAGAAUUGAGGAACGUAUCGCAAAGGCUAGAGCUCUCAUCGGCAGACUGAUAUGCUUCAGAUCAGGCAACAACAGGCCAAGAAUUGUGCGCACCAUCAGGAUGGCGUUUGCUGGGACAAAUGUCAGUUUGUCCCAGCCGGAUAUAACGCAAAAACUGACGGAGCGCAUAGAUGAUCUGAAGCAGAGAAUCGCUGCUUGGGGAAAGCGGAUUCGGCGAUAUACCGAGAGGUCGACACGGUUCAACCAGAAUUCUCUCUUCCAGAGUGAUCAGAAGAGGCUCUAUGAAUCAUUGGAGCGACCAAUGGUAAGUGGAACGUGUCCAGCACCGAAUCAGGCCGAUACUCUAGCAUUCUGGCGCGGCCUGUGGUCAGAGCCCGUAAACCACAGCGAGGGCCCUUGGACGGAAGUUGUGGCGAGUCAGUGUGCGGGUAUUAAGCCCAUGGACCCCGUCAUCAUAACGCCGGAUGACGUAGCUGAGGCGGUCCGUAGGGCCCCGAACUGGAAAAGUCCGGGGCUUGACGGGCUGCAUCACUACUGGCUGAAGGGGUUCAUGACGGAUAUCAUGCAGAAACUAACGGAGCGCAUAGACGACCUGAAGCAAAAGAUUGCCGCUUGGGGGAAGCGGAUUCGCCGAUUUACCGAGAGGUCAAGGCCGUUCAACCAGAAUCGUCUCUUCCAGAGUGAUCAGAAGAGGCUCUACAAAUCAUUGGAGCGACCAGAGGUUUGUGGAGCGGGCCCAGGACCGGACCAGGAUAACACUGUCGCAUUUUGGCGUGGCCUGUGGUCAGAGCCCGUAAACCACAGCGAGGGCCCUUGGACGGAAGUUGUGGCGAGUCAGUGUGCGAGUAUUACGCCCAUGGACCCCGUCAUCAUAACGCCGGAUGACGUAGCUGAGGCGGUCCGUAGAGCCCCGAACUGGAAAAGUCCGGGACUCGACGGACUGCAUCACUACUGGCUGAAGGGGUUCAUGGUGUGUCACGCUGUGCUCGCCCGUCAGAUUCAAGAGGCUAUCAAUCAGAAGUCGCUCCCUAGCCUCUUCACUACUGGGAUCACUCAUUUGGUUCCUAAAGACCAGAGCAAAACCUGGCAGACCGGGUUCGGUAUAUCUCGCGCUCAAAUAUAUUUGAUGUCGCCGAACUCGAACGACCACGACGUGAUGCUGUUCCCUCAUCGGAUGUAUAUGAAUGCUACGGCUGAGGAUGCGGCGCCACAAAUUGCAGAGCACCCCUCAAACGUGAAUGCCGCCGUAAAUACCCCAGUUGUGGUUGAUUCAAACGAUGAUGGAACAGUCGCCCAGGAACUGGAAUUAGAGCAUAUGAGGAGUACAUUGGAAGAGGCGAUUGUGGAAACGCGCAGUACGCCUCUCGAAAAUCGACCGCGACUUCCCCGCAUAGCUCUAAGCAAGCGGAAUCGGGCUGUCGUGAGAGCUCUGAACUCAAUGCUGGUGACUUAUUUGGAAGCCAGCCGGGACCUUUGCGAGACGGACGUAAUUCUUUUUGGCGCCGCACUGGCAGUGUGCCGUAUUAUAGGCGCCAAACUUUCCACGGCUGGACGCGCUACUGGACAAAGUAGCGCUAUCCCAGCCUGGAGAAUAAGAAUUGAAGAACGUAUCGCAAAGGCUAGGGUCCUAAUCGGCAGACUGAUAUGCUUCAGGUCAGGCAACAACAGGCCAAGGAUUGUGCGCACCAUCAGGAUGGCGUUUGCUGGGACAAAUGUCAGUUUGUCCCAGCCGGAUAUAAUGCAAAAACUGACGGAGCGCAUAGACGACCUGAAGCAGAGAAUCGCUGCUUGGGGAAAGCGGAUUCGGCGAUAUACCGAGAGGUCGACACGGUUUAACCAGAAUCGUCUCUUCCAGAGUGAUCAGAGGAGGCUCUAUAAAUCGUUGGAGCGACCAAUGGUAAGUGGAACGGGCCCAGCACCGAAUCAGACCGACACUGUAGCAUUCUUGCGCGGCCUGUGGUCAGAGCCCAUAAACCACAGCGAGGGCCUUGGACGGAAGUUGUGGCGAGCCAGGGUGCAAGUGUUACGCCUAUGGACCCCAUCACCAUAA